UAACAACAAAAUUAAUAUAUUAAAACAAAAAUCCAACAAAGUUUAAUUUAAAUGUCUUGACAAUUACAAAAAAAAUUAAAAAAAUGUGCGGGCAAGAAAACAAAAAAAUGACCGUUGAAGAAAUAGUUGACUCGUUAACUCACGUUUGUAUGGACCUCCGUAAUAAAAUAAAAGACGCACGUGCUGAUCAAGUGGAAAUAGAAAAAAUAGUCAUCAAGCAUAUCAAGGAAUGGUCUAGUGUUGAUAAUAAUUCUGUCAAUGAUUUUCAAAAAGGACUGGAGUGGUUUAAUGUUUCCAAAGGACUGUCGAUAAAAGAAGACUUGAAGGGAAAAAUAACAAUAUUAGAUUUUUUUACUUACUGUUGUAUCAAUUGUAUGCAUAUAUUACCCGAUUUAGAGGCAUUGGAAAAAAAAUAUUCUAUUGAAGAUGGACUUGUUGUUGUUGGAGUGCACAGUGCAAAAUUUUCCAAUGAAAAAGACUCAGCAAAAAUCCAAUCAGCCGUCCAGAGGUACAACAUCAGCCACCCGGUGGUAAACGACGCCAAGCUGUCAAUGUGGAGAGACAUUGGCAUCAGCUGCUGGCCAAGUUUGGUGAUCCUAGGACCGGAUGGCCAAGUGUUGUUCGUCCUGGUCGGUGAAGGCCACCGUAAAGAACUUUUGCUGUACACCCAAGUCGCGCUCAAGUACUUCAAGUCGCUGAAAAAAAUCUCCAACCACGGACUCGAUCUAAAACCGGCGGCUCAUUUGUUGCCAGUCACUAGGGACCUUUUGCUCUUUCCUGGAAAGGUCCAGGUACUAAGGGAUGAAAAGAUCCUCGUUUCAGAUACCGGAAACAACCGAGUACUGGUGCUGGAUUUUGACGGACAAGUUGAAGCUGUUGUUGGAGGAUACUCCAGGGGAUUCAAAGAUGGAACUUUCAAAGAGGCUAGGUUCAAUGCGCCUCAAGGAAUUUGUGCUCUAGAAGAUGAUGUUUUUGUGGCUGAUAAUGAAAAUCAUGCGAUAAGAGUGAUAAACCUAAAAGAUAAAACAGUGAAGACACUAGCAGGCAUUGGAACCCAAGGAACUGAUUACGUAGGAGGAAAAACAGGUACAGAGCAAGCUUUAUCUUCACCCUGGGACGUUGCAAUUUAUCAGUAUGCACAAAAUAAUAAAUCAGUACCUGUUUUGCUGAUUGCAAUCGCGGGAACUCAUCAAAUAUGGGCAUACUUUUUUGAAGAUACUACUUGGUGGAAAAAUCGACAAUACAAAGCCAAGAGUUGCUCAGCAAUAGUAGGAAGCGGCAAAGAAGAAAACAGAAAUAAUUCUUACCCGCAUGCUGCUGGUCUAGCACAGCCUUCUGGUCUAGCAGUCGCUCAGGGUAUCAAGGCUCUUUUUUUUGCAGACAGUGAGUCCAGUUCUGUGAGAAGAGUUCAUUUGCUGGAUGGAAAAGUCACUGGUGUUGCUGGAGCUGAUAAAAAUCCUACGAACUUACACAAUUAUGGAGAUGUUGAUGGAUCAGGAUGUACGGCAAAACUUCAACAUCCUUUAGGAGUAACUUGGGACGAGGCUAGUAAUGUUGUCUGGGUUGCUGAUACUUAUAAUCAUAAAAUAAAAAAAAUUGAGAUUGAUGGAAAGUGUACUAGUGUAUAUGGUGCUGGUAAACCUAGUAGAGAUUUUAAGUUUGAUGAACCCAGUGGAUUAGCAGUCUCUAAAACACACAACAGUAUUAUAAUUGCCGACACCAAUAAUCAUUGUUUAAGAAUAAUUAACAAAGAUGAUCAAACAAUCAAAACUAUUGAUCUUAAGCUUCCAAAAAAUGUUGGCCGACCAGCGGACAAAAAAUUAAAUUUUGAUAUCAAUGUUUCCAAAAAUUCAACAUUAAAAAUUUUACUGAUACCAAAAUUCUCAAAAGAUUUAAAAUUCACUCCAGAAGCUCCUCAGAAGUGGGCUCUUAAAUAUUUACUCACUUCCUGGACCGCUGAGAAAAUUUCUGGAGCUUUAGAUGAAGCCAUUUUAAUAAAAACUUCUGAAGAUGUUGGGAAAUAUAAAUUCAGUGUUUUAUUGAAUUUAGUGGUGUGUAAAACUGACGAGUGUAUCCCUAAAAAAUAUGAAGUUGUUUUUAAUGUUGAUGUUGAUGAUAGUCAGAGUGGUGACGUAGAAAUUUUAAAAGAAAUUGAAAUUAAUUAAGUUUUUUUUUUAACAAAUUUUUGGUUUAUUUAUCCUAGUGUUGGUUUUUUAA
Messenger RNA from Cotesia glomerata, 2217 nucleotides. Its product is annotated as NHL repeat-containing protein 2. Bases 84 to 2165 code for a protein of 693 amino acids. Lineage: Eukaryota; Metazoa; Arthropoda; Insecta; Hymenoptera; Braconidae. Gene Ontology annotation, molecular function: protein binding. The transcript has 8 exons. The record is from RefSeq and is a predicted model, not a curated record.